Messenger RNA from Eremothecium gossypii ATCC 10895, 1527 nucleotides. RefSeq names its product CDP-diacylglycerol--glycerol-3-phosphate 3-phosphatidyltransferase (gene PGS1). The record is from RefSeq and is marked provisional. Gene Ontology annotation, biological process: cardiolipin biosynthetic process. The transcript has a single exon. The coding region runs from base 1 to 1527 and encodes 508 amino acids. Gene Ontology annotation, cellular component: mitochondrion. NCBI's taxonomy places the organism in Eukaryota, Fungi, Ascomycota, Saccharomycetes, Saccharomycetales, Saccharomycetaceae. Gene Ontology annotation, molecular function: CDP-diacylglycerol-glycerol-3-phosphate 3-phosphatidyltransferase activity.
AUGAGGACAUAUAUCAGGUAUAGUAGGCCUCUUAAAGCCGUUCAGCGAACCAUGUCAACCAAUCGAACGCCCAUGAAUGGUUUAGAAGGGAUUUUUGAUGCGGUGAAAGGAAGCUUGUCUUCCUUACGAACCAUAUUUUAUUUUAAAGAAGGCGAAAUUGAUGUACUGCAGCAUCCCGUGGAAUUCUAUGACACUUUGAAACAGAAAAUUGCUGCGGCGAAUGAUCGUAUCUUCCUUGCAUCUCUUUAUCUUGGAAGAACUGAGCAUGAAGUGAUAGCAUGUUUAGAUGAUGCUUUAAAGGCCAAACCUCAUCUCCGGAUUUCCUUGCUUGUGGAUGGACUUCGGGGCACGCGUGAAACUCCUAAUCCCUGUUCUGCUUCUCUCUUGGCAAAACUUACCAAGGAGCAUGGCGAUAGAGUGGAAGUUCGACUGUAUAUGACGCCAGAAUACACAGGGUGGAAACGGGCUCUAUUUCCCAAGAGGUUUAACGAAGGCAUAGGCUUGCAGCAUAUGAAGAUAUACGGGUUUGAUGACGAGGUUAUUCUUUCAGGUGCUAACUUGUCGAAUGACUAUUUCACCAACAGACAGGAUAGAUAUUAUCUUUUUAAGUCAAAGCACUUUGCUGACUAUUAUUUCAAAAUGCACAAUUUGAUUAGCAAGAUGAGUUACCAGGCCAAAUAUUCCAACACGAAGCAGAGCUAUAUGCUUUACUGGCCGAAGAAUAAUGCUACCAUAGAACCAAGGUUAGAUAAGCACAAGUUUGUUACUCAAGCGUCAGAGCUACUGUCCAAAUUUCUGACAGCAACACAUGAAAAUGGGAUGGAGGGCGUUCAAUAUCUGGAUGAUUAUCCUACCAUUGUAUAUCCCAUCUCUCAGUUCACGCCUCUGUUCAAAAAGAACAAUGAUUUCUCAACUGAAAAACCAAGUAUUUUACGUCUGCUAUCAUCCAUACCGUCUUCAGAAACAAGCUGGGCGUUCACAGCUGGAUAUUUCAACAUACUCCCAGAAAUUAAAAAACGCUUAUUGGAUUCUCCCUCCUGUGUUGGCAAAAUCAUUACCGCAGCGCCUACAGCUAAUGGCUUUUACCAAUCCAGGGGGAUCUCCAAGUAUCUCCCUGAUGCUUACUUGUAUCUGGCACAAAAGUUCCUGAAGUCUGUUCAUGCUGAAGGAAAAUCUGACACAAUUUCUUUGUAUGAGUGGCAGAAGGGAGUUGUAAAUCAACCGGGCGGAUGGUCAUAUCAUGCAAAGGGUAUCUGGAUAUCUGAUGGCUGUGACGAAGAUAGCAGACCUGUUGUCACAGUCGUAGGGUCUUCAAAUUAUACAAGAAGAGCGUACUCGUCGGACCUGGAGACGAACGCUAUCAUACUAACGACUGACGACAGGCUGCGCGCUGCGAUGGGCGCGGAACUUCAAAAUAUACUUCGCCACACCAAGAAGAUCACACUAAAUGAUUUUACAAACGACCCCCAAAGAUACGUCAAACCUGGAGUAAGGGCUGCCACUGAAGUACUUGGCAAGAAGCUGUAG